Notolabrus celidotus (New Zealand spotty) is the source of this 2943-nucleotide messenger RNA. It is a transcript of the gene scinlb, whose product is annotated as scinderin like b. NCBI's taxonomy places the organism in Eukaryota, Metazoa, Chordata, Actinopteri, Labriformes, Labridae. The transcript is spliced from 17 exons. Gene Ontology annotation, molecular function: phosphatidylinositol-4,5-bisphosphate binding; actin filament binding. The coding region runs from base 140 to 2299 and encodes 719 amino acids. Gene Ontology annotation, cellular component: actin cytoskeleton; cytoplasm. The record is from RefSeq and is a predicted model, not a curated record. Gene Ontology annotation, biological process: actin filament severing; actin polymerization or depolymerization; barbed-end actin filament capping.
CCUCCUCGUCCUCCUGCUGCCGCAAUACUUCACACUAAAACACAAGACCUCCUUAUACACAGCCCACUCCCUCAUCUUCAACCUCCAUCAACGCUUCUGCUUCUAUCUACGGUGUGGUUUAUCCUACAAACUAGCCAUCAUGGUUUCCCAUCGGGAGUUCGUGACUGCAGGGAAGCAGCCCGGCCUGCAGGUGUGGCGUAUCGAGAACAUGGACCUGAAGCCGGUCCCUAAAGCCCUGCAUGGCAGCUUCUACACUGGGGAUGCCUACCUGCUGCUCUACACCACCUUAGCCCCCUCAUACAACAUACACAUGUGGAUGGGGGAUGAGUGUUCACAGGAUGAGAGCGGAGCGACGGCCAUCUUUGCUUCCCAGCUGGAUGACUUCCUGGGUGGUGGUCCAGUGCAGUACAGAGAGGUGCAGAAUGCCGAAUCCAAUACCUUUCUGGGGUACUUCAAGUCCGGAAUCAAAUACCAGAAAGGAGGCGUGGCCUCAGGUUUCCAGCAUGUGGUGACGAAUGACAUGAACGUGAAGCGCCUGCUGCACAUCAAGGGUCGGAGGGCCAUCAGGGCCACAGAGGUGGACAUGAGCUGGUCCAGCUUCAACAAAGGAGACUGCUUCAUUAUUGACCUGGGCAAGGAUGUGUACCAGUGGUGCGGCAGUGAGUGUAACCGUUUUGAGAAAUUGAAGGCCGCUCAGGUCACCAUCGACAUCAGGGAUAAUGAGAGAAACGGUCGAGCCAAACUGCAUGUAGUGAACGAGGGGGAGGAGCCAGCUGAAGUCAUAGAGGCUCUGGGGCCCAAACCCAACAUUGCCCCUGCUACUCAGGAUGAUGAGAAGGUGGACAGCUCCAACAGGAAGAAGGGUGCCCUCUACAUGAUCUCUGAUGCAUCCGGUUCGAUGACGGUGUCCGUUGUGGCUCCCUCCAGUCCUUUUAAGCAGGCCAUGCUUUCUCCUGAGGAGUGCUACAUCCUGGACAACGGGGUGGACAAGAACAUCUUUGUUUGGAAAGGUCCCAAGGCGAACAUGUCGGAGCGCAAAGCAGCCAUGUCAGCAGGUCAGAAGUUCAUCAAAGACAAGGGAUACUCCAACAGGACUCAGAUCCAGGUCCUCCCUGGAGGAGCUGAGACAACUCUGUUCAAGCAGUUCUUCGGCGACUGGAGGGACAAAGAUGAGACUACAGGUCCCAGUAAGGCCUAUACCAUCGGCAGCAUAGCCAAAGUGGCGCAGGUGCCCUUUGAUGCCUCCACCCUGCACUCCAAUAAGGCCAUGGCUGCACAGCAUGGCAUGGUGGAUGAUGGAAAAGGCAAAGUUCAGAUUUGGCGCGUUGAGAACGGCGACAGGGUGCCUGUGGAUCCUAGCACCCAUGGUCACUUCUUUGGCGGAGACUGUUACCUGAUCCUCUACAGCUACAGACAGGGCAGCCGCGAGCAACACAUCAUCUACACCUGGCAGGGGCUGAAGUGCACACAGGACGAGCUUGCGGCCUCAGCCUUCCUUACAGUGAAGCUUGAUGACUCAAUGGGAGGAUCCCCGGUUCAGGUGAGAGUGACACAGGGCCAGGAGCCUCCCCACCUGAUGAGUCUGUUCCAGGGCAAACCCAUGAUCAUCCACAGCGGGGGAACAUCCCGUAAAGGUGGACAGUCUCAGUCUGCCAGCAACCGUCUCUUCCACAUCAGGCAGAGCUCCUCCCGUGCCACCCGUGCUGUGGAGGUCGAGGCCACUGCAUCCAGUCUGAACACCAACGAUGUGUUUGUGCUGAAAUCUUCCAGCGGCAUGUUUGUAUGGCGGGGCCUGGGAGCCAGCGAUGAGGAGAUGCAGGCUACCAAACCUGUGGUGAGCUUCCUGGGGGGCAGUCCCAGCCAGGUGGCAGAGGGCAAAGAGCCAGCUGAGUUCUGGUCCGCUCUUGGCGGUAAGAAGGAAUAUCAGACCUCAAGGAGUCUGCAGAAACUGAUCAACCCUCGUCUGUUUGGGUGCUCCAACAAAACUGGAAGAUUGAUCGUUGAAGAAGUACCAGGGGACUUCACCCAGUCAGAUCUGGCCACGGAUGAUGUCAUGCUCCUGGAUACCCAGGACCAGAUCUUCCUUUGGGUCGGGAAUGAUGCUAACGCAGAGGAACGGACUGGUGCUCCUAAAAUAGCUAAAGACUACGUGGAUUCAGACCCAUCUGGUCGCAAAGGAGUGCCCAUCACCACCAUCAAACAGGGAGCAGAGCCUCCCACUUUCACAGGCUGGUUCCAGGCCUGGGAUCCCAAGAUGUGGGAGACAGAUCCUUUAGACAGAAUCCGUGCCAGAUUCUAAACCUGAAACCUCCUCAGACUCUUUGCCCCCAUUCUGUCUCUUUACCUGCACUUCCUAAUGCAGAUUCUGAUUUCUAAUGCCAGUCCCUAAGUGCCAAAACCAAUGUAAUCACAGUUAUCAGGUUAAAUGGCCGCCUUUAUGCCUUGGUCACGUUGCAGUGCAUCAGACUACACAAACAGGAAUGCAUCAUGAUACAAGUCGAAUGACAUUCAGAAGCAACAUCGUCUUUAAUUGUUGAAAGUGGUUUAUUGAUCUGUUGCUAUCAGCUUUCCCCUUCUCACAUCCAUCUAAACUCCUAGAAUAGAAAACAGGAAAACAAGUCAUUUAAGACAGCAGAAGAUGUCCUGUUCAAGUCUUACUGCAUGCGCUCAGAAAACAUAUCAUGCUUUCCUUUCUGUCUUUUUCCAGAAUGAACAUGUAAGUCAGAAACACCACUCCACUGCACUGUUUCCUUAUGUGCUUUGUUUACUCAUUGGUACUUAAAUGUUUUUAAAUUACCAGAAGUUGCAUGCUGUGUUUUAUUUUUUAUCCUUUUCUGUGCUUGUGAAAUUUAAAAGGCAUACUUUGGUUUGUACGCACGUAUGUUGUGUUGACCUUUAAAUGCUCAUUUGGAUUGGUUUUAAAUAAAACUCUCCAAAUUCAAA